Molecule: messenger RNA, 1218 nt
Organism: Theileria equi strain WA
Lineage: Eukaryota; Apicomplexa; Aconoidasida; Piroplasmida; Theileriidae
Product: vacuolar ATP synthase subunit C, putative
Exons: 1
Coding region: 1-1218 (405 amino acids)
Biological process (GO): proton transmembrane transport
Cellular component (GO): vacuolar proton-transporting V-type ATPase, V1 domain
Molecular function (GO): proton-transporting ATPase activity, rotational mechanism
Source: RefSeq, a predicted model, not a curated record
AUGUCCGAGUGUUGGCUAAUAGCGUGUACAACUCGUGAUGUUAACGAUCGCGAAGAAUUAUACGCUUUACUAAAAAAACAGCUGAUGAAAAGUAAUACCGUUCAAGAUGUAGGAGUUUUUGAGAUACCAAUGGAUUUAAGAUUUUCAGCAUUUGAUGAUUUGUUGCUAUGUGCAGACAAUUUGGAAAAGGAGGAUCAACUUGUAGAAAAUGCCUUAAAAAAGGCACGCCAAUUGGCCUUGGAUAUAAACCCGAAUAUGGUAUUUAAAAUAAACGCUGGUGGUAGACAAUGGUCAGUAUUACACUAUUUAAGCAAAUUUACAUGGGAUGAUCGCAAAUUUCCUAAAUAUGUACCACUAAAUGAAAACUUAAAGACUCUUUCACAGUUAGUCCAGAAACUUGUCGAUGAUAUAACUCUAAAGGCUAUUGCGUAUUCGGAUUUAAAACACAAGAAACAACUGAUGAACUCAAAUAUGGAAACCGCAACUAUAUACAGAGAUCUGAUCUAUGUAAUAACUCCCGACGUUGUAGAAGAUCCAAAUGAUUUUAUGGAAACUGAGCACUUGACCACAGUUAUAGUUUUCGUGCCUUUCGGAGCUGAGGAGGAAUUCUUGAGGGUCUAUAUGUCCCUAGCAACUAACAUCGUCCCUAACUGUGCAAAAAAUAUAAAUAUCAAGUGCAAAAGUUACUCUCUAUGGCGUGUUAUAAUCUUCAAAUCCAGUGUGAAUACAUUUGUUGAGGGGUGUAAAUCAAACAACUUUAUGGCUCAGCAGUUUACUUAUUCGCCUGAGCGCUAUAAUAUUUUACUAAAUGAGCAAUCAAAACUUGAGGCUGAUACACAACGACAUCAAGCUCUACUAUCUAGGAUUUAUGACAUUGCACAUUCUGACAUUUUUACGUGCUGGAUACACCUCAAGGCUAUGAGAAUAUUCUGCGAAAGUGUACUACGGUUCGGGCUCCCUAUAAGAUUUGCCUGUUUUUAUCUGUUUCCACUAAAUUCCACGAAAUCAAAUCAGAUCCAUAAAAUUUUGACGGAUAUGCUUCCGCAAUACUCAAACUACGCCAAAAGUGGUAAGACUCUUCAUGUGUAUAAAUCUGUGACAUUUCAUGUGUUCCUUAUACACUAUUCUUUAGGCAAAGGAGAUCAUUCAAAUAAGGACGCAGGAAUACAGGAUGAUUCGUACUUUCCAUAUGUCCACUUCAGCCUAAAUGUAGGGUGA